This is a messenger RNA of Tetranychus urticae (two-spotted spider mite), 940 nucleotides long. RefSeq lists its product as uncharacterized. The record is from RefSeq and is a predicted model, not a curated record. Lineage: Eukaryota; Metazoa; Arthropoda; Arachnida; Trombidiformes; Tetranychidae.
AAUUGAAAAGAUUAAGGUAAGAAAUUAAAACUGAAAAGAUUAUAUUAAACAAUACAAAGUGACCUACACUGAUAACCUGCCAACUUUUUUGUUUCAACAACUUCACGGAAUCUUAACCGAGUCUUGGAUUCUCUAUUUAAAACGAUGAAAACUUGCAUGAUAUUAAUCAGUUUACAUCUUGUGUCAUCCAGUAAUGAUUAGCAAAGUUUCAAUAAUCUCUAUUCCUUAUAACUGCUAAUGUUUAACUCAACCACAAACGUUUAUCUGUUAUUAAUAUUAUUGUUAUUGUUAUUAUUAUUGGUAUCAGUUGAAAAUUCAAUAGCCAAUUCCACGGAUACAAUUUCCCAAGCAGCUCAACAUCAUGACGAUUCUUACAAGCCUCCUGAGUUCACCAAAGAUGCCUCUGGAAGUGGAGUCAUUUUAUUUCCUUACCAUUUCCCAUCUAAUCAGUAUCCGCCACCAAUACACCAACCUGGUCCACCGAGGAGCUUUCUUCCCGGUGAAAAAAGUCUUCUCUCGCUUGGUUUUGUCGAUCCUUUGGUUUUAAUAGCUGUUAUCGCUUUGCCGAUAUUAACUCUACUCGGAAUCGGAGCAAUCAUGAUGCCACUUGUACCCAUAUUUAUCUACAUGUUAUCUGUAUUUUCACCAGCUGCAGGGAAAAGGAAAAAGCGACAAGUUAAUUUAAAAAUGCCUUUUAUCGACAGUUUACUUCCAAAGUUGGAGAAACUAUGGGCAAGUUAAAUCAUCUUAUACCUUGCGGUUCUUUGUGCUCAGUAUUUUAAUCAAUGUUAGAUUUGAUUAGGCCAUUUCAAUCAAAAUAUUAACUGAGUGAUUGCAUACUCGAUAGCAAUUCAUUUUAGCACCUUCAGCUGAAAUUUUGAUUAAAAUGCUCAGAUAUGUUGACAUUAAUGUAAUAGAUGAAUGUAUUAUAAAAUAAAUU